CUGUUUUUACCGGCGGCGGAGCAGGCAAGCGGGUCCUGCGGCAGGAAAAAGCGCCAACUUCUGCCUCAGCGUCCCGAUGGUGGAAGUCUCAUUUAUCGGCUCCUGAACCCGCUCAUCCCGGGACAUUUACCGAACUCUACCGUGGCAUGACUCGCUCAGAGAAUUAGUCGCCCCUCCAAGCUGCUCCGAACAAGAAUGCCAGGUCUGCAAGGUGAGGAUGUGGUGGCGGCGCUGGGGAGCCCCAUCAAGAAGAGCAAAUUGUCCCUGAGGUUCUUCCAGAAGAAGGAAGCCAAACGGGUGCUGGACUUCUCUGAGCCUCCGGCACAUGAACCCAAAUCGUCUGAACCAACGGAGCCCGAGGACAGCGGUGAUCAGGUGGUUCCUGAUCCUCCUGUGUGUCCAGAGUCACCUUGUCUCCUUCCGUCAGGUGAAAAGAGGGAGAGCCUGGUGCCAUUUGUGGGCUUCAACAACCUGGGCAACACCUGCUAUUUGAACAGUAUCUUACAGGUUCUGUACUACUGUCCAGGACUGAGAGGAGGAAUAAAGAAACUCUACGAACUGUCUAAAAGAAAAGACAAACCAAAGGAAGAAACGGAUACAAGUGAAGAGCAGCCAGAAGAUGUAGCUGAGUCCUUGCCAGCUCACGUCGAGCUGUUGCAGAGCUUCAACAGUCUGAUCACGUCAGUGGAGCAGCUGCAGUCCAGCUUCCUGCUCAACCCUGACAGCUUCAGUGACGGAGAGCUCUCCACACCGCCGCGGAGAAUCCUGAACACACUCAGGCAACUGAACCCCAUGUAUGAAGGCUAUCUUCAGCAUGAUGCCCAGGAGGUGCUGCAGUGCAUUCUGGGAUACAUCCAAGAGACUUGUGACUCCAUCAGGAAGGAGCAGGAGCUGGAAAGGGAGGAGGAGGACGCGACAGAAGUCAAACAGGAGAAGGGUGUUCAUUUGGGUUCCAGCGACUCAGACGUUGCUGUAACGGAUCCCACAGAAGGCCAAACAGACGAGGACGGCCAAGUCACUGGCAAGAGAAAGAGUGACACCGAGGUGGGAAAUGCCAAGAAGAAGCCCAAAUCUGUCAAGUCUAAGAAGUGUGAUGUGGAGGAAGACAACAGUGGUAGGAAUCCACCCUUCACCCGUUCCAAACGGAAGUCCUCCAGUGACAUUCUGGUGGACAGCACCCAAGAAAAAGGUGGAGAAAAGGAAGCAGAGGAGGAAGAGGUGGUGAAAAAGCUAGAUGGGAAGGAGGAUGGAGGGAGCGACGGUGAAGGAAAAGGUGAAAAGGCGUCUAAAGAGGCAGAGGGGAAGAGGAAGAAACGCUCUAGGCUGAGCUGGUUGAGGCCUUCUGGGAAACAGCCAAGUAUUUUCUCCAAAUUCCUCAGCGUGGGGAAGAUCAGCUCCAUUAACACGAAGAACCCAAUUAAGGUGGAGCCGGAGAACGGACAGAGCGACGAGCAAAGUCCGAAAGAGAAGAGCAGUGAUGAGAAAUCACCACAAAAGCUGGCUGAAGAGGAGACUGUGAAACAUGAAGAUGGCCUGGACCUGUUGGAGCGCCUGUUCCAGGGUCAGCUGGUUCUGAGGACUCGUUGUCUGGAGUGCGAGAGCUUCACGGAGAGGAGAGAGGACUUCCAAGACAUCAGUGUCCCCGUGCUCGAUGAGCAACCCGGAAGCCCGGAUGAUCUCCCAGAUGUCUCUCCGGACCCCAAACCAGAGCUGAGGACUCUGAAAUGGGCCAUUGGCCAGUUUGCUUCAGUGGAGCGGAUCGUCGGAGAGGACAAAUACUUCUGUGAGACCUGUCUUCACUACACAGAGGCCGAGAGAAGUCUUCUGUUUGACAAGACUCCUGAAGUCGUCACCAUUCAUCUGAAACGCUUCUCUGCCAACAGCUUAGACAUGGACCCAUAUGCUGGCCUCUCUAAGGUGAACACUCCCUUGCAGACUCCUUUUACCUUGUCUCUGGAGGAGUGGUGCACACGUCCCUCCGCCAAAGGUCAACAAUACCAGUUGUUUGCUGUGGUCAUGCACAGCGGUGUCACCAUCAGCAGUGGCCACUACACCGCCUACGUCCGCAUGUCUGACCUGAAAGACGUGGAGCUCUGGCCGCAGGGCAGAGAAGAAACAGAAAAGGGGGAAGAGGAGGAAAAGGACAGCAAAGAGGGGGUGCAGGUGAAGGAGGAAGCGCUGGACUACAAUGAUGGGGAAGUGUCCUUCAGCCUGAGAACGAGGGGACAGAGAGGUGCUAGUUUGGCGAGCAGCAAGGCGGGGGGCAAAAAGUCAGAGGGUGUGGUGGGACUGUUGGGCGGCCAGAGGAGUUCGACCAGUUACGAGCUCGGGAGCAGCAGCAGCAGCAAACACACAGAUAAAGCUUCCAGCAGUUCAGCAACAGAGGGGUCGAAACGCAGGAAGACGAUCAACAGUCAUAAAAAGGAGCCUGAGGAAGGAGAGGAGGCAGUGCUGCCCCCUUGUGGUGGGUCAGGGCCGCUGAACUCCCUCCAGGAGUACGAAGGCAAAUGGAUGCUGUUUGAUGACUCUGAGGUGCGUUUGUUUGAGGAGGAGGACUUCCUGCGCGCCUGCUCUCCAGAGACCAGCUCCUCAUCAACGCCUUACCUGCUCUUCUACAGAAGGAUCCCUGAACCUGGAUGCUAACACAAGGACUCAUUGGGGGGGGGAGAGAGUGCUCAGACAGAAAAAAGACAGUUGUAUUUUUUGCAAUACUACAAAUUCUGCCCAAAAUACUCUUGUUGCCAUAUUUAGAACCUGAGCAGAAGCUACCUUUCAGGCCAGAAACCAUCUCAUGGACUCUAGUUGGGUCAGACGUCAUAUAUUUCAGGAAUGACUUGACUCUUCUUUUUCUACGUGUCAGGGAUGACUCGCUUUUUUUGUACACAAUGUUUUUUUUCUGUCCAUAGUGUUUCUAUGACACCCUCAUUGUCUUUAACACAUCCUCCUUUUUUGGAUCAGUCAUUGAGUUUCUAUGGAUCCCUUUUACAAAAUGGAAAAGCACUUUUAAACAAAAAUGUCAUCAAGUGAAAAUCUGAAAUGCUGGAAAAAGCCUUUCCGAGCUAAAAGUGUCUCUAAAUUGUAUUAAUCCUUGCAAUAAGCCUUUAUUCACCUAUCACAGACACAUCUUUGUAUGAAGCCUGAUAGUGAUGAGAUCAAUGCUUGUGAACCCUGGAGUUCCUGCUACACAACAGCAGCAGCAGAUAUUUACAUAAAACACAAACAUAUCUAAUGUACAACAGGCUUGCACACAUUGUCUUGGCGCUGCUGAAACUUGUGGUGUUUAUGGAGAGUGCAGUGUCAAGACGCUGAUUCAGUUUGAGUAAAAUGUUCAUAAAACCUCUUCAGUAAGCUGUUAGGUUGUUAUAAAACUAGUUCAGUGAGUUUAGGACUGCCUUGUUCAUCUUCAACUUCUUUAGUGUGUAACUACCACUUCUCAUACUUGGAUGUGAAAUGUUUUACUGGUUAGUUACUUAUAUUCAGGUUAUUCAGCUGUACUUCUGUUUUAUGCUGUGAGGAGAAGGACGGGUCAGAAUUUAAGUUUAAUUUCGUUGGCGCAUGUGAAACCACAUAUUUCUCAUAUGUCAGAACAUUGUUUAUUACAGAGAACUAAAGAAACCAAACAUUUAAAUAUCUCAAACAAUGAAUCAAUUAUCAAAAUAGAUGCUGAUCACUUUUUGUGGAUAAAUAUCCAAGCAGCUGUACAACUUGCCUCCAGUUGUUUCUGUUCAGAUUUUAUUCAUUUUGUUCAAGGAAUUAUUUCAUGAGGAAAAAGUUUGAAAGUCCUGUGUUUGCUUUCCACCUGCAUACCUGCUCUUUUCCACCAUUAUCAGUUAAAAGGUUUUAAGGUUUUUCUGCACUCAGACUCCAAAAUGUCUCAAAUUACAAUUGAUCACAACUAUAUUUUGUUUUGUUCUAAAUCAUUGGUUUAUUGACAGUAUUCCAUUUGCAUUUUAAUAAUAUGGAACCAGGUCAUAAGCUAAACCUGAGCUGAACAAUGUCUCCUUUUAAAGAAUGUGUCCAGAGGAUUGACUCAGUUCUAAUUCAGCUGUUUUUCAGGAGAACUACAUCAUGGGCAAAGUUUCUAAUGCAGGUUUAUGUGUUCAACAAAAUGCUUGUUGACUUGUUUUAUCAGAUGAAACCAGUCAAAGUAAGUUUGUCCUUUAAACUGUACCUCAUCCCAAAUGUAACUAUUCAUGUUGGCAGUGUGGUACCGUGACCAAUAAAGUUUUUACCUUUACCAAAUG
This is a messenger RNA of Platichthys flesus (European flounder), 4244 nucleotides long. It is a transcript of the gene usp1, whose product is annotated as ubiquitin specific peptidase 1. Gene Ontology annotation, biological process: protein deubiquitination. Bases 196 to 2643 code for a protein of 815 amino acids. Lineage: Eukaryota; Metazoa; Chordata; Actinopteri; Pleuronectiformes; Pleuronectidae. Gene Ontology annotation, molecular function: cysteine-type endopeptidase activity; cysteine-type deubiquitinase activity. The transcript has 9 exons. Gene Ontology annotation, cellular component: cytosol; nucleus. The record is from RefSeq and is a predicted model, not a curated record.